CUUCCACUGCUUCUGUAAACCCAUCAGGACCCAUGGCAAACACAUCCUGAUCAACUGUAAGGAGGUGGGCCGCAAGCCUCCCACUUUCACCGAUGCUUCCGUCAUUGCCACAGAGCUGCUGGACUCUGGCUACGAGUUCGACCAGGGAUCCAUCAUAUACAACAGAUUUAGGUCUGUGAUUUCAUAUAAGACAGAUGCGAAACCUCUAUUUUCCUUGGACACUGUUGCAAGCUCAGAAAACAUGGGCAUCUAUGAUGACAUCGAUGCUGAUGUGCUGAGGAACUAUCAGGAGUUUGCUCUGGUCAACAUCAUCUACUUCGGGCUGAAGGAGUCCACCACCAGUGAGCAGAGCGCCAGGAUGACCGCUAUGGACAGCGCCAGCAAGAACGCUUCUGAGAUGAUUGACAAGCUGACUCUGACCUUCAACCGAACUCGCCAGGCCGUCAUCACUAAGGAGCUCAUUGAGAUCAUUUCUGGAGCCGCCGCUCUAAACUGAAGCGUAACUGAGAUAAAGAGGAGUCCUGUAAACGUCCAGUGUGGUUCUGGCGCACAUAUUCUCCAGUGCAGUCACCUGGUGUAGAAUUCAUAAAUAUAUAUGUGCUUCUGUUUGUACAAUUAUCAGAGAAAAUAAACCUCUUGCAGAGAAACGCCAUC
Molecule: messenger RNA, 654 nt
Organism: Sinocyclocheilus grahami
Lineage: Eukaryota; Metazoa; Chordata; Actinopteri; Cypriniformes; Cyprinidae
Gene: atp5f1c
Product: ATP synthase F1 subunit gamma
Exons: 6
Coding region: 242-496 (84 amino acids)
Biological process (GO): proton motive force-driven ATP synthesis
Molecular function (GO): proton-transporting ATP synthase activity, rotational mechanism
Source: RefSeq, a predicted model, not a curated record